CCCAGAGUACGUUGGGAGCGAGAUUGAGGAGGCCAAGAUGGCGGCGCCCUUGUGGUUUGGGAGUCGGUGUGCUCCUGUCCUCGGUACCUUCGUUUCUUCCUCCCGACACAGUCAAGCUUGUCUGGAACAGUGCGGGAGACGGUUUUUCAGCAGAAAACAACGUCCCAAAGCUAUAGUGGCUCCUGUCGGUGCACUUAAGGCAAAUGUCCAGUACCCCGAGCCCAUCCAAGAGGGGGAGAUUAAAUACCAGGAAGAGUACCCGUGGCACGAGAAAACCUCGCCGAUCUCCCAGCAGCUGUACCACUCGGAGGAACCCCCGCCCUCUCACGGUGUGGAUAUCGGACUGCCUGUACCGAGGUUUCCAGGGGCGAAGAAGUUCCGACAGCUGAAGAGGAAGCUGACCAAUGAGAACAGAGCCAGCUCGGAGCUGGAGAGAGCGGCACGGCUUCGGACGUUGAAAGUGCCCCUGGAUCAAGUGAAAGAAGACUGGCAGGCUUCAUUUGGACACGAACAGUUAAAGGACGUAGCUACGCAUUACAAUAUCUGGAAAGACUUGUUUGAAGGAGCACAUUUUCACCCUGUUGUGGUAACCAACGUGUACUACGACUGCGAUGACGAUCACGCGAUCCCUGUGUACCGUGGUAAUGUGGUCACUCCUACAGAGGCCUCAAGACCUCCAGUUGUACAAUAUGAAAGUGAUGAGAAUUCUCUGUGGACACUUAUCUUAACAAAUCCAGAUGGGCAUCUGAGAGAUAAUGAAGCAGAGUAUCUCCACUGGUUUGUAGGUAACAUCCCAGGAAGUGACAUCAGUAAAGGGGAGACGGUGUGUGAAUACUUCCCUCCCUUCCCUCCACAAGGCACAGGGUACCACAGAUUUGUGUUCAUCCUCUUCAAACAAGAAGGGCCACUGGAUUACAGCAUGGAGAGGAGACCAGCACCAUGUCAUAGCUUAAGAAGAAGAACGUUCCAUACGUUUGAGUUUUACCGGGAUCGUCAGGACCAGCUGACUCCGGCUGGGCUCAACUUCUUCCAGUGCCAGUGGGACCAGUCUGUCAGGGACACCUUCCGCAGUGUACUCAAUAUGCCGGAGCCCAUCUUUGAGUACGACUUCCCGAAGCCAUUCAUUGCACCACAGCUGAUGAUUCCCCACAGAAAACCCAUCCAGUACCUGGACAAAUACCUACCGAAAGAGCCUGUACUGAAAAGGUUCUGAUCUGCCCGAAAAUAAUUUCAUCUUUUUGGUAAAACACAUCCAAUAGUAACUCUCGCCUGCUUGUGCCGCAAAAGUGGCACCUACAUCGGCAUAUGUACAUGUGGCAGCGAGAAGCUUUACUCCAGUCAGAAGCUCUGAUCAAGGAAGUGUGUGUCUGAUAAAUAUAGAAACAUUAGCAGAUGAGAGUUAUUACCUGUUGUGUAAAAGCACAAGAAAACCCCAAUAUCCUACAUUCUGAUUCUCAGAGCUGAUGAUGUAAUCAACUGUAGGAUUAGUGUGGAGUUUGAAAAGGGACUGGAAGCUUUUGAGACUUUCAGAAAAGUACUAGUAUUCCCUAUAUUGAAUAGGACAAAAUUGAGCUUUUUUCUACGACACUUCUAUUUGUGCAUUUUGACAUUUCGGCCCGUCCAUCCCAACAAUUUGUAAUGUUGUGCAUGAUGUAACGACUAGUAUACAAUUGAAUACAUGUACCAAAAGCAAAAUAAAGACACAUGUACAGUAUGUCUGUCUCAGGACUGAGAUAUUGACACGUCUUGACUUGUUUAUUUCUUACAUAAUAAUCUAACAUUUACAUACACAAUUAAACUUAAUGAUUCUCUUUGGGUCUUCCUUGGGUACCAAAAUUUACAUCAGGAUAUUACAUCAUAACUGGCUUAUAUAUAUAUCUGAAAUCAAUAAAAGCAGUCUUAUACCCCAUGCAUACGUAUAGAUAUAGAUAUAUGGUUUGUUCUGGGUUUGAAAGGUAAGUAAUCAGAACACUUACGAUUAUUGAAAUGUCAAAAUACACAAUGUAAAUCUUACACUUCAGCCUACUUUUUCAUCUCUGGCCUAAAAAAGGAAGAAAUAUUAUUUUUGCAUUUUGUAAAGUAAAAAGUAAGGAAUGGUAUAGGAGCUUGUAGUAGUAGCACUGUUUACACUAGAAAAUACACAUUUAACCAUCUAAUACAUAUUGCACCUUUACACCUUUAGUGGUUUACAAUUAUACUAACUAUUACUUACAUCAAACACAAUAUAAGUUAUAUACUAUAUGAGAACUCACAACAUGGAUAUGUACAUCGUAUUACUACCUAACUAUGUACAUUUUUAAUGCCAAUUUGCCAUGCUUGAAUACAGUACUUAAAUAUGCAGUUUUUGUCUUUGGUUGAUCAAGAUGGCAGUUUUGAUUUCCUUGUUUCCACUUUGAAAUAUAGGGAAAGAUACUAUGAAAUUUUCAUCACAGUCCUUCUUAGUUUGGCACCAAAUUUGUUUUGAUCCAGUAAACAUUACCCUAGUGGGAACGCUCCCAAUCCGACUUGGUUUGGCUUGAUGCUGUGCAGAGCCGGAUCAAACUGGAUUGAGUUCCUACUGGGGUAAAGUUUACUGGAUCAAAGUCGGUUGCCAAUAUAUUCAGCGCCAUCUGGUCAAUUUUAUCCUAGAGGGAAAAGGGCCAAAGGUUUUAGCAGUCUGACCUAUAAUACUAUAAUAGUCAGAACAAAUUUGAUGCCGAAAGGCUAAGAAAGAAGAGGUUUUAAAAAAUGUCCAAUGUACAUGUCACUUUCACUCAUUGGAUCAUAGAUUCUUUUCACUUAUUAAUCUCUGAACUUUUCCUUGUUAAAAUUGAAUAUCUUUGAUAACAAAUUUGUCUAAUUUGUUUUGGGAAUCACCAAGUAUUGUACCAACACCUACCACCAAAUUGAAUACUGCAUGGUCAAAACAAUAACGUCUUAUAGUUUACAUAAAUGUUACUGCAACUUGUAAAUAUUGUCCUGUCUUAGAAGGACUUUCUAUAGAAGUCAUAGUAAUCCAAGUACUAAAAUCUCAAACAUAACACAUUUCUGGAUCUAUAGAAAGAAAAAAAAAA
Messenger RNA from Branchiostoma belcheri (Belcher's lancelet), 3053 nucleotides. Its product is annotated as 39S ribosomal protein L38, mitochondrial-like. Bases 38 to 1213 code for a protein of 391 amino acids. Lineage: Eukaryota; Metazoa; Chordata; Leptocardii; Amphioxiformes; Branchiostomatidae. The transcript has 8 exons. The record is from RefSeq and is a predicted model, not a curated record. Gene Ontology annotation, cellular component: mitochondrial large ribosomal subunit.